Dicentrarchus labrax (European seabass) is the source of this 2011-nucleotide messenger RNA. It is a transcript of the gene ssuh2rs1, whose product is annotated as ssu-2 homolog, related sequence 1. The coding region runs from base 211 to 1389 and encodes 392 amino acids. Lineage: Eukaryota; Metazoa; Chordata; Actinopteri; Moronidae. The record is from RefSeq and is a predicted model, not a curated record. The transcript is spliced from 13 exons. Gene Ontology annotation, molecular function: heat shock protein binding.
UUCUCAUAAUAGAGGGGGUGCGCACUUCCUGGACGGAGGGGGUUCUGUGCUGGGAAAAGGCGGAGGGUCUCCUGUACUUUUGUACCGUUGACAAUAUGCUCGGAAAUUAGUGCAGCACGUAAGAAGCGUCAACUCUCAAGCUAAACCAAAAGAAAAGACCACAAAAUAGUUUUAUUUCCGUUUAAGGGGAAGAGGCGGUAACACAGCGACAUGCACACGGGGGUGGAGUAUAAAAGCCAAAAUCGCACGUAUGGAGUGGCCAAUCCCGGUUAUAUGCCAGCAGCAGAAGGAGGGCCUGCAAUGUUCGCCCCACCCGCAGCUGGCUUGCAGGGCCCCACCGCUCCUCCAGCCAGUAUGUAUUUUGACAGCGUGCCUGGCUAUGAAGGAACAGUAGCUGGAGGAGGAGGCGGAUUUCUUCCUCCUCCCAUGCCUGCUUACCCUGCUCCUCAGCCUGAACCUGGACCCGAGCAACCACACUGGAAUAUCCCAUCUAUAAGUGAAGAUACUGCCCGGGAGGCAUUUGCCCUGUUUGCCUCCAGCAAGUGCUGCUACAGUUCAGCACCAGCAAAGGAUGGCGUGAUCACCAGCAUGGAGGCAUUCAAUACCUACAGGUACCGCCUGGAAACCUUCACUGAAUCAAGAUCUACAGAGUGGAGUCACAAGCCAUACAAUGGACAACCAGUGGAUGCCUAUUCCCAGUCACCUCCAGGGCCUUGGGAUAUUCCUGCCCAAGCUCCCAGUUUUUUUCUCGAUGGCCAACAGAUUAUCAAGGUUCCCUACACAUCAUCUGUGAAGAGCUGCCAUGUUUGUGUGGGAAUGGGGAGAAAACCUUGCAAAGACUGUGCUGGUGCCGGUAAUAAAGUUUGUUGGGUCUGCAAUGGAUCUGGUUACCGCCACGGAGAUGAUCGAUGCCACCACUGCAGUGGCAGAGGGAGGGAAAAUUGCAGCCACUGUCAAGGGCAAGGAUCGAAGCAAUGUGACACGUGUCGUGGAAAACAACAGCUUCUGGUCUACAUCAACCUCACUGUGAAAUGGACCAACAACUCUGAUAACUAUGUUGUGGAACAGUCAAGUGGACUGCAGGUGGACAACCUCAGCAAGGUGUCUGGCAAGGAGCUCUUCAGAGACUCUCAGUACAUGGUGUACCCAGUGAUGGGCUUCCCAGACCCUACAGUGGUGAAUGCUUCACAGCGCAUUGUCAAUGAACACCAGGGCAAGUACUCCCAGACAUCACGCAUUCUACAACAGCGUCAAACCAUAGAGCUGAUCCCUGUCACCAAGGUGACCUACUCAUGGAAAGGGAAAUCACACAUUUACUUUGUUUACGGGAAUGAGUUCAAAGUUAAUGCAGAUAACUAUCCUGCUACCUGUUGCUGUGCUGUAAUGUAAUUGCAAUGGUUGUGAAUGAAGGCCUUAACUUUCCAGAUCAUUGGAUAUCUAAAUAAAUCAGUUUUACUCAUAAGUCAGUUCUGCUGACACGUCCUUAUUAAAGUUGGAUGUUUACUGCAGUUAAAAAGAGGCAUUUAACCAAUGAAAUCUCUCAGAUUCGAUAGAACUGAUGUUGCCUCUUGAAUAAAUAGUGUUGAAUCUUCCACACAUACAGUCAAUUUACCUUUUACUAACUACUACAAGAUCACAAAUGAUUAUAAAGUUAUUUGUUACGUGCUAGUUGUAUGCAUGCACCACAGAAAUGAGCUGCUUACUGACAGAAUAUAAACCAUAAUUAUACUAUAUAUCCCUGAAUCCAAAUCUUUGCUCUUAAAUGGCAGCAGUCAAUUCUUUCUUAUCACCACUAAAAAAAACACACCUAUUUUCAUAUUGAACAUUAUUUUUGCACUAGUAAUACGUUUUUAUGUUACUAAUAUGUAUUUGAUCCUAACCCAAAACUAAUCGUUUUUAAGGUUCCUGUAAUUUUUUUUUUUGUUACCUGUGUUUGACCUUGCAGAACAUUAAGUGUAACUGUAUUGUAAUGUACUUCAUGUACUCGCUGAAUAAAUUGUAUUUCGCAAUG